AUGAAUACAUAUGUAUGUAUAUAUGUCUGGAGUUCUGUAGAUUUUCUCUUCUGUAGCGACUUAUCCUUCCAUUUUUCCUUUUGUUUGUUUGUUUGCUGUUGCGACGUGUUUACUUCCAUUGAUAACCUCUUGUCUACUUCAGUCCUUUCCUCUUUCUCUAAUGUAUAUAUAUGUAUAUGUAUAUAUAUUGCAUGUCGUUUCUCGUGUCUGUACUGCUUUUUUUUUUUUUUUUGUGUGUGUGUGUUUGUGUUACGCUUAGGAAAGAAAAGAAAGAUGUUUUACUGUACCGUCUGUGGUGCCUUGUUUGGGAAUCCCCAGCAGCUGAUGUUACACCAGCAGUCUCAUUCUGUUGACAUGCAGCUUGGCGGUGGGAUGCAGCCACAGUACGCCUUAGGCGCCAUGCCAAAUCUUCCCAUUGGUAUGUACCCUAUGGCCCCAAAUUUACUUCAGAGCGAUUCUCAGCUACUUUACGCUGGUGGACUGGGGGGAGGGUUGCAAAGAGGUUCAAUAGACAGCACGGCGUUAACACGCCGAUUAGCCCCACCGAUGAUUGCCGGCAAUAAUGCUGGUUACAUCAUACCUGCAAAAGAUAUGUACAUGAAUGAACAAUUGUUGCAAAUACUUAUGAACCUGAGGCAUCCAAGCACGGAGGUUGAGCGUCUGCAAGCUGAGUUGUCGCGUUUUCGUCAACAAGAACAAGAACAAGAAAAGCAAAACCAAGAAAAACAACAACAACAGGAACAAAAACAAAGACAAAUUCCUCAAACACGGUUGAUAUUGGAUUCCGUUUUAAACGAGGAAAAAGAUGUGGAUUUUGAUUCGUCUACAACAUCAUGCUCUUUGCUGGGGCCGGCCACAUAUGCAUUGAGGCUCGAUUACAUUGAUGGUCUUGAUAUCCAAAUACCAUUAGAAGAUAUCUCUAUUGGUUUGGACGAGUACCGCCUUCUCAGUGGGUUGGAAAAUCAUUUGCUGGAAGCUGUAAGGAAGAGGUAUUACGCUAGUGCGACCAUUGAAAAGGCAAACUCCGACCGUAUCCUUUUGUCACUGAAGGACCCGUUGGAGUUUACUCUUCGGCAUUCGCAUGAAUUGCAUGUGUUAAUCAUCACCUUUACAUGCCGUGAGACGACUCUUUUCUGGGCCUCCCUUCGUGCGCAUAAAGAAGGCAUGUGGAUCACUGCUCUGCGGCGGUCACCGGUGGAUGUGUCAACGUGCUUGGAGACAACGAGCAGUUGCCUCCCAGAGACGAUGUUGUGCGGGGCAAUUCAGGCCGACCACUCACAGGAUGUAUUUGUCAGAACGGCAAAGCAAAUGAGCAGUACAGAACAGCCGCGUUUGAUUCUCGUUGAGGAUGGGAAAAGAUUGAUAUUGACGUCCAAACCGAAACCAAAUGGAGAAUUGCCUGUGGAUAAAGCGACGGACGAAUCGCGGCAUGAAGACAUGCCACGUGCCGUUUUGGAAGAUGACGGAGAUGUUCCUAAAGAUAUGAAACUUGUCAAGAGCCUCCUUUGGAAUCUCCAGUUUGAUUCAAACGGUACCCUAAUUCUUCCCAGGAAUUUUAAAACCUUCUCACUUUCGCGUUCACGCCUUGCCAAUCUGUCGCAGGAAUUAAAGACAGAGGCGAGCGUUUUGCUUCAGAUCCGUCCCGACGGCGUUUUACCUCAUCUUGAAGGAUUCGCGGGUCAUGGAAAAUACAAUAACGAGGUGAACCUCAACAUCAGUUUUGUGACUGGUAUCCCACUAAACGCGGUGCGAUCUCGUGUACUUGUGUACUUAAUUGAAAACAUUGACCUGGAGACAGUGGAGGUGGUGAACAAAGCCGACAACCCCGCCGUGUUACUAAGACCUCCUGAUGAGAUUCAGUAUUCAACGGUUGGUGAAGGCGUUUUGUUUCCUACUUUUAACGUCAGCAUGUUGGGGAUUUUUGUAGCAGAGAAAACGCAUGCCCUUGUCAUUAUUGAAUACGUCACAUCCACAAAAAGUGGACCCAUUGUGUUUGGUCAUGCUUCCUUUCCUAUUCACUUGGGCUCCAGGAAGGGUAACUUUCUCUCUCGAAUACGAUUAGGGGACCCGCGGCGGCCCGAGGCCCGUGAUAUUCAUUCUGUAAUUUCACUUGAGGCAGAAAGAAAUGCUAUGGAGCAAUAUUCACAAGACCAAAAAGAAGAUGCAUUAAAUUCGCAGGCUUUAUAUAACUCCUUAUUUGAACCACCAGGGAGAUAUUUUAAUUGUUGCCCAUGUGGCUACAUUAUGUGGUCUUUAGACAGCGAUCCAGACUCCUUGUACUUUGAUUUUCCCGAUGAGCCAAAGCCAGUGGCUUCUGAGAAGGACCUCUAUGUUAUUUGGCAGGGAAUGGAUCCGAAAAACAUCCCGUUCAGUGAUGACUGGGAAACGAUAUUAAAAGCCUUUAUGGGUAUGGCUAGUCCUAUGGGAAACAGGAUUAAUUAUAUUCUGCCGCAUAAUGCAAAACGAGGAUUUUAUUUUGACAUUGAAAGUUUGCAUAACAUGGGUACAAGUCACGCUCUUUAUGCUGUUGCCUCCGAUUUGGGAGAGGGUGGCCCGGAUGAGAUUGUGCUAACGCUUCAUCGAGACUGGUCUUCCGAUGUCAGUGCGCCGCUGUUUAAGGAACCACUGCGCAUGCUUACUGGGAUGAAGUACGAUUCAUAUUUUACUGCCAUCCUCUAUCUAUUCAAGCUGUCAAAUCUCAGAUCCAUCAAGGAACAUGGAGAAAAGGAAGUAAAAAUAUCCUCCGUGGGAUGGUCGAUGAUUAGGCUAGAUCUAGGGGAAGGCAUAUUACGUCAUGGUCGUUAUGCCUUGCCGUGGUUUUCUGGUGUUCCACCUCCUGAGAUGCUUGAGCAGCUGAGCUCUGAGCCAAUUGAAAAAGUAUUUCCCAGCUUUCUAUGUGAGAAUAAAAUAGAGUUUAUGGAAUCCAAAUCUACCGUCGUUGUAUCCAUCAGUGAUGCGGCAGACGUGGGGCAAAUUGUUGCGGACCACCCCGGCCGGCCAUUACCGCAGAAGUUGUUUCUCUCCAAAGGAGAAAAGGAGUCAUUUCCAUCUGGCGUCUAUGAAGGUGCGGUCGGGUACACGCAGCAACAGAUGGUAACUGCGAUGGAGCUGAAUGUAAAGGAUGUUGAGCGAGCGGUAAACGCAUGUCUUAAGGCGUACAUUCGUGAGAAUUUAGAAGAAUAG
Molecule: messenger RNA, 3183 nt
Organism: Trypanosoma cruzi
Lineage: Eukaryota; Euglenozoa; Kinetoplastea; Trypanosomatida; Trypanosomatidae
Exons: 1
Coding region: 1-3183 (1060 amino acids)
Source: RefSeq, a predicted model, not a curated record